GCAUCAUUUCUUCUCUCUCCUGGUGGUCUCAAACCAAAUCUGUCCUGUAUGGUGCUGUGUGGGUCCUGUUCUGUGUGCACCAGGGAUCCGGGCUCGGGGGUCAUCCCUAUCCAUCUCCAGGAAAUCCAGCUGGAGGAAGGAGGGCGAACUGGGGAGGCGGGGCCCGAUGUCUGGGAGCAGCCCAUAUGGCUGGCAGUCCCCAGCCUCAACCCCGCACAGAUUGAGGGGAUCCGAGCGCUAGCCGGAGUGCACGGGCUCUCUAUCUGCCGAAUGGCCAGCUCUCACUCGGAUCCGGAGUCGGAGCCCGAAUCUGUGUUCCCACGGGAGGUCGGGCUCUUCACCGACUCUUACUCGGAGAGCAGCCGGUUCUGCUUCUGUGGACACGAGCUGAGCAUCACGCAAAACUUUGGGUCCCGCCUUGGGGUGGCCGCACGCGUGUGGGAUGCGGCUCUGAGCCUGUGUAACUAUUUCGAGAGUCAAAACGUGGAUUUUCGAGACAAGAAGGUGAUCGAACUGGGCGCGGGGACAGGCAUCGUGGGAAUCUUGGCGGCGCUGUAGGGGGGGGAUGUUACCAUCACUGAUUUGCCACUGGCCCUAGAGCAAAUCCAGGAUAAUGUCCACGCUAAUGUGCCACCCGGAGGCCGGGCUCAGGUGUGCGCCUUGUCCUGGGGAAUUGACCAGCAUGUCUUUCCUGGAAACUAUGACUUGGUGCUGGGGGCAGAUAUCGUGUACCUGGAACCUACCUUCCCAAUGCUGUUGGGGACCCUCCGUCACCUGUGUGGGCCCCACGGCACCAUCUACCUGGCCUCCAAGAUGAGAGCAGAACACGGGGCAGAGACCUUCUUCCAGCACCUCCUGCCCCAGCACUUCCACCUGGAGCUGGCCCAGAGGGAUGAGGAUGUGAAUGUCAACAUCUAUAGGGCCAGGCACAGGGAACCUGCUGGACAGCACCCGUUCUGUUGACCUAACUCUUGUCUGAGGAAUGGCAUCCCUCCAGAGCCAGGAACAUCAGGACAAAAGAAAAGGAUGGAUUGCCCUUCCUCCUUCCCUCCUCCCUUUGGUUCCCCUAAUUAUUCUUGGGGAGAUGCAGCAGGGUGGGGCUUGUUAAGAAUGGUGGAGCCCCAGAAGCUUUGAGUUUAAAACACAAGGAAAGCGCCCAACACUUGCCUUCAAAGGAGGAAUAAGGAAGGGAAACUGUGAAUAGUCCCUGUAGAGAGAUCACCACUGAUCACCUCUGGGUCUUUAAACAGAAUAGACUUUUUUUUUUUUUUUUUUGGUUCUUUUUUUCGGAGCUGGGGACAGAACCCAGGGCCUUGCGCUUCCUAGGUAAGUGCUCUACCACUGAGCUAAAUCCCCAGCUCCCAGAAUAGACUUUUUAAAAAACCACACUCUUUGACAUUUCUUAAGGAAAAAAAAUGAGCAUGAAUCAUCUCUUCUGUAUCCCCAAACAUGUAGUUAUUGACAGAAAGUUGGGUGCUGUGCCUCAGAACACCUGUUUCUUGCCUGCUGAAAUUAGAUUCUUGAUAGGAUGAGUCUUCCUUGAUCUGAGCCCCCGGAGGAGAGUCAGAGAUGUCCCCUGGACUGUAGUUUCUUCGUCCUUUGCAAAGCUCAAGACCUUGAUCACCCGCAUUUUGUACCAAAUUCUGGACUGGGUUCUAGGUUCUUCUGAUCUCUAGCUCUUCCUUCUUGUUUUGCCUUUGGUUCUCUCUCCCUCUGGAGUAGUCUGGCUCUUUUUUUUUUUUUCUUCUUUUUACUUAGCCUUUCAGCACACAACCAUCUUUGGUGUGUCUGCCACUCUUCUCUUAACCUUGACGUCAUGCCUCAAACCCUUGCCAUUUCCAAAAACUGCUCUAGUUAGCUUCUACUGCAAGAACAAACGUCUUUGCUUGGUACUCAGGCCACACACUGUCUGCUCCUAAAGGACUCAAUUCCUACUCUGUUUCUCUUGCACUUUUAGCCAAAUUGCAAAAGGCUUACGCUUUGUUCCCUAACCCUAUGCAGGCAUUCCCUGACUUCUCCACUUUCCAGAUGAUUCCCUUCCAAGAACGAUCAUUUCUCUCUGUCUAAACUCAAGUUUUGCUUCUGGAAAAUAACACCCAAACCAAAAAUCUUCCUUUUCCUGAGCUUUCUGCUUGGAUGUGGUUUCUUUGUCUGGAGAUCUUUUAACUGUUUAAGGACCUUUUAUUGCCUUACCUGAUUGUUUUUUCCUCAGACCAAUAGAUCCAUUGGAGGGCAGAGCUAUGAUUUAUUCAUCACUGAUCCCCUGAAACUGGCAACAGCUCUGGGCACACAUGUGUUCAGCAGAUAUUUUGUUAAUUCAGCAAUUAUUUAUUGGGUUUGUUGAAGGGACUCUGCUUCUCCAGGUGACCUUGGGCAAUUUCCUGAGCCCACCUACCUACCUGCGGUUUGUCCUGUGUCAUAAACGGAUAUUGAAAGUACAUUGGAAAUAAAGAAACAAAGUAUCACCUA
Messenger RNA from Rattus norvegicus (Norway rat), 2469 nucleotides. RefSeq names its product EEF1A lysine methyltransferase 3 (gene Eef1akmt3). Lineage: Eukaryota; Metazoa; Chordata; Mammalia; Rodentia; Muridae. Gene Ontology annotation, cellular component: cytoplasm; centrosome; protein-containing complex. Gene Ontology annotation, molecular function: heat shock protein binding; methyltransferase activity; protein-lysine N-methyltransferase activity. The record is from RefSeq and is a predicted model, not a curated record.